AUGCUCUUCAAUAUGCAGACCGCCCUUGCGGCCUCGAGCAUCCUCCUCGCUGCCGGCUCAGCCAUGGCCGAUUCUAUCCAAGUGUUGGCUCCUCGCUCCAUGACCCUCGUGGGUUGCUACAGCAGCAGCGAGGGCCUUUCUAAUCAGACGACAUACACAUUCCAAAGUUCUGGAUGGUGCUAUGACCGCUGCACUGGCUACAACGCUGCUGUCUUCGCCUUGACGGCAGGCUCGGAUUGCCUCUGCGGUGAUGAAUUGCCUCCUUCAUCAGCUAAGGUGGCCAAGGGAAAGUGUGGCACAGCUUGUGAUGGCUGGCCUCAAGAUAUGUGUGGUGGUGAUGGUUUCUACUCUGUUUACACAACCGGUCUGGGUGGUUCCGUAUCCGCUGCCUCGGCAUCGGCUUCCAGCGGCAGCAACACCAAUGAUGGCUCCGCUUCGAAGACUGAUGCUGCCGCUUCCGCCUCAACCGACUCUAGUGGCCAAACCGUUGUGAUCACCGCCGCGAGCGGGCAGCAGCCCACCGACGAUGCAGCCCAGGUCAAGAGCAGCCACAACACUGCAGCCAUUGCCGCCGGUGUGGUGGUUGGUGUUGUCGGUGUGGCCGCUCUGGCCGGUGCCAUCUUCUUCUUCUACCGCUCGAAGAAGCAGAACGCCGAGGGUGGAUUCCGCGGUACGACCGGUGGCUACGGCCGUGAUUCGCAGCCGCCUUCCAUGUCGGAUUCGCGUUUCGACGGAGACUACAUGGCUCAGCGCCGUCAGAGCAACGGUAGCAUCGACGAUGACCAUGACUUCUCUCGCCGAAUCCUGCAGGUCACCAACCCUGAUCGUCGCUAA
Penicillium daleae is the source of this 834-nucleotide messenger RNA. RefSeq lists its product as uncharacterized. The coding region runs from base 1 to 834 and encodes 277 amino acids. The record is from RefSeq and is a predicted model, not a curated record. Lineage: Eukaryota; Fungi; Ascomycota; Eurotiomycetes; Eurotiales; Aspergillaceae. The transcript has 3 exons.